This is a messenger RNA of Gambusia affinis (western mosquitofish), 1246 nucleotides long. Its product is annotated as ubiquitin carboxyl-terminal hydrolase 47-like. The record is from RefSeq and is a predicted model, not a curated record. Gene Ontology annotation, biological process: protein deubiquitination. Gene Ontology annotation, cellular component: nucleus; cytosol. Gene Ontology annotation, molecular function: cysteine-type endopeptidase activity; cysteine-type deubiquitinase activity. The coding region runs from base 93 to 1169 and encodes 358 amino acids. The transcript has 11 exons. NCBI's taxonomy places the organism in Eukaryota, Metazoa, Chordata, Actinopteri, Cyprinodontiformes, Poeciliidae.
UGUUUAUUUCCGCGGUGGCUCAGCAGCAGAAAUCGUUUCUGCGACGGAGCUGUGAAGGAGAGCCGAAUCAGUUCUGUCGUCAGUGAUUCAGUAUGAACCAAGACAUUAAGUAUUAUGGGUUGAGAAACCAAGGAGCGACAUGUUACCUGAACAGCAUUCUGCAGGUUCUGUUCAUGACCAGAGUGUUCAGAGAGGCUAUAGAAAGUUGUUCAAAACACCAUGAAGACAACAUCAAUGCUCGACUCCAUACUUUGUUUGAGAGUUUAAAAGAAAAAACAUCAGAAACCACAGAAGUUACAAAGACACUGAGAAUUGAAGUGUAUGAACAGCAGGAUGCUGGUCAGUACCUGGAGAAGAUUUUAUCUGGGGUCAGUGAUAAAGCAUCACAGAUAUUCAGAGGAAAGCUGAAUCACAGGACUGUUUGUGAGAAAUGUCGCUCACACACUGACGACAUUGAGGAAUUUUUCUUUCUUUCUCUUCCACUGAUGGAUUCUAAAAAUGGAAACUUCAGUGUGGAGGACGGGAUUCAGGAGUUUUUAAAGGUCGUACAGUUUUAUGGAGAAGACCAGAUGUACUGCGAUGAGUGUGAAGAAAAUAGUAACACUACUGUUACAUAUAAACUACAGCAUCAUCCAGAGAUUUUGAUUUUGCUGCUGAAGAGGUUUGAAUACAACUACAACUACAGGUCAUACCGUAAAGACAGCCGUGCUGUGGAUGUUAGUUACACCAUCAACUUACCUGAGAAUCAGACAUAUGAACUGUAUGCGAUGGUGGAUCACUUUGGGGUUCUGACAGGUGGGCAUUACACAGCAACAAUCAAACCUGAGGAGGAAGAAAGCUGGUAUGAGUUCAAUGACUCCACUGUGACACUGCUUGAUAACCAGAUGCUCCAGAGAAAGUUUGAGAGAUCUCGAAAUGCCCACCUUCUCUUUUACAGGAAGCAAAGUAUCGGUUUACAAGAUGAAGGACAAGAAGAAGAAGGACAGCCAAACCUGGCUGAAAACCACAAUCUGAUUAAUGAAUUGGACCAGAGGCCUGAGAGGAUCUGUUGUUGUCAGAAUAAUUAUGUGGCUAUUUCUCUUCCAAAUUCGAUUGGCUUUUGGCCAGCCUUUGCAUUUAAUGCAAUUUGCAAUAUGUUUUGCAAACGUCCGUACCGAGGUGAAGAAUAGUAUAUGUUCAUGGUUUCAAAGAAAGAUGCAGUAAAAUUAGCUCAACAGCCAUUCCUCUGCCCCCCAAAACUUUCAAA